AGCAAUUGUAGUAUUUCUGUUGAUUUCAUUCCCUGUCCUGGCAGCAGACGAACACGACCGGAGCACAUUUUCCCCAAUCUCAAAGAGUAAUUAAAAUAAAAAGCAUACAGUGACUUAUUUUAUGAGUUAGGCGUAAACUCCAUGAAAUAUUAGCUAAUUUGUCAGCACGCUGCGCCCUGCGGAGAAUUUAGCUCGAAUAUCCUUGUGCAGUGUGUACAACUAGCUAGCCACUACACUGGUACUGGAUACGGAGAGUGCUUGGACUUCUUUCAUAAUUUCUGUCUUAAAAUCUCAACCCUCAAAGAUCGAAGAACCAUACACUGUGUGAGUGCAGUUUUUGUUCUGGUUCAACCCAACGGCCUGAAGCAAAGAGUAAGAGUGGAAUGCAGGUUUGCAGAGCAUGUUCUUUGUGGGCGGCAGCCUGCAGUCCCAGCCAGCAGAGAUCUGGGGAAAUCAUUAACCAGACGCUGAGAACAGGACACUAGUACAGUGCAUUUGCAAUCUGUCUACACCGCUGAGCACUGGGGAUCAAGGGUCGCAUGUCCAGCUGUCGCAUGUCACCGGAAAAGGUUCGCCGUGGAGACCUCGACCGCUGCAACCUUGUGAUGGCUGACUGAACCAUCACAAACCUGCGAAUGCCAAGUGUGCAUCCGAGGGUGGGGCCCGCCUCAGUCUCGCAUGAUUGGCCGCUGAAUGGAAUUGAGGUGAAUGGAACACAUGCCCAACGACCCUAACCUAUCAGAGGGAGAAGAGAAACGGUGGCUCGAUGGCCCGAAGAGGAAGAGAAAGAACAGCCAAUGUUCGGUGAAGAGCAUGUCUGGGUACAUCCCCAGCUACCUGGAGAAGGAUGAGCCCUGCGUCGUGUGCGGAGACAAGGCCACCGGCUAUCACUACCGCUGCAUCACCUGCGAGGGAUGCAAGGGGUUCUUCCGACGCACCAUCCAGAAGAACCUGCACCCGUCCUAUUCCUGCAAGUACGAUGGGUGCUGCAUCAUCGAUAAGAUUACCCGCAACCAGUGCCAACUGUGCCGCUUUAAAAAGUGCAUCUCCGUGGGCAUGGCCAUGGACCUGGUGCUGGAUGACUCGAAGCGGGUGGCCAAGCGGCGCCUGAUCGAGGAGAACCGCGAGCGCCGGAAGAAGGAGGAGAUGGUGAAGACCCUGCAGAACCGGCCGGAGCCCAGCAGCUCGGAGUGGGAGCUGAUCCGCAUGGUGACGGAGGCGCACCGCCACACCAACGCCCAGGGCUCCCACUGGAAACAGAAGCGCAAGUUCCUGCCAGAGGACAUUGGGCAGUCCCCAGUGGCGCCCACAUCAGAUGGGGACAAGGUGGACCUGGAAGCCUUCAGCGAGUUCACCAAGAUCAUCACCCCAGCCAUCACCCGCGUCGUCGACUUUGCCAAAAAACUGCCCAUGUUCUCCGAGCUGCCUUGUGAAGACCAGAUCAUCCUCCUGAAAGGCUGUUGCAUGGAGAUCAUGUCCCUGCGGGCGGCCGUGCGCUACGACCCCGACAGCGAGACGCUCACCCUGAGCGGUGAGAUGGCCGUCAAGCGCGAGCAGCUGAAGAACGGUGGCCUUGGGGUGGUGUCCGACGCCAUCUUUGACCUGGGCAAGAGCCUGGCGCAGUUCAACCUAGACGACACAGAGGUAGCGCUGCUACAGGCCGUGCUCCUCAUGAGCUCAGAUCGCUCCGGCCUCACGUGUGUGGAGAAGAUCGAGAAGUGCCAGGAGACAUACCUGCUGGCGUUCGAACACUACAUCAACUACCGCAAGCACAACAUUCCUCACUUCUGGCCCAAGCUGCUGAUGAAGGUGACAGACCUGCGCAUGAUCGGGGCGUGCCACGCCAGCCGGUUCCUGCACAUGAAGGUGGAGUGCCCCACCGAACUCUUCCCCCCGCUCUUCCUGGAGGUCUUCGAAGACCAGGAGGUGUGAAGCAGACCGAGGGGGGGGGGGGGCAGGAGCAAAGCAGAGGACUCGCCCCCCCCGAACGUCGGACGUCAAAUACACCACCAGCAGCAGUUUUCACGAAAAAAGAGUUUUUCUUCUUUUUUUCCCUGCUCCCUUGUCUUUUGAAUCAGCCGGACGGCCCUUCUGUCUCAGAGUUUGAACUUGGCGCGGACGCGAGAGAGCACGCCCCUUUCCGACCUGCGGACGAAACAUGCUCACACGGGUUUGCUUGAACGCCUGCCCCGGUUUGGCUCUUUUCUCACAACAAUCUUCGCUUUGUCCCCGCAUGUGUCCUCACUGCCGUGAGAUGGCGGUAUUUGUAGCUUUGCACCUGUUUCCCAGGUGGUGCCGGCACGUUCCAAACUGGCCGCCUUCCAGUUUUAAAUCUCAGUGUUAAUGUAUGACAUUAAUGCUGUGAAACAGAGGUCCCCACAAAAACACACGUGCUUGCACACAAGCCUUUGUUGUAUCAGACUCUGUUGUCUGGACAGUAACCGAAAGCACUUAACUACAAAAGUUUCUGGACUCAGGAGAUGGUGUAGCAAGGCUUGCUAAUUUAGAUAAUUUUCUCCAUUAAAAUUAGGCUAUCUCGGUUUUGCAGCAAGUCUGUGACUAUGUUUGAAAGAAGAGCUCUAUAAAGCAUUCAGGACAGUUUUUAAUUAGGUCACCCGCAGCCCCAUUUGGCUAUGGGAACAGCUGUACCCUAGUCCUCUGACUGGGCCAGCUGUUGAUGAUUUGCCCACUACGUUGUGUGAGCGGGACCACAUCAUUGGCCCGGACGUUUUUCCACCCCCCUCCCCCCUCCCCAUCACACUCUCGCUGUGCAGAGCUGCCUCAUCAUUGCCUGCACUGCAACCGCCAGCAACGGCGCCCCUCCAGAAUAACAAUUGAGCCCUUCCUCUCACGGGAAAGUCACUGCUGCAAAAGGGAAUGGGUAGUGGCAGGGUGAGAGCUCAGAGAGAGGGACUCGGCAAAAAGAGAGGAAGAGAGAGAGAAACCCGAGAGCCUGAGACAGCGGGUCGGUAGCGACAUGCGCUUUCUGGAGUGCCUUUGCACAGCAGUCUGCCAGCGCUUAGUUCCCUGUGUACCCCUACCCCCCCCCUCCACCCACCUCUCGACCUCCUCCGACAAGCAUCGGAACAGCACUGAGAACACCAUCUCACGCGGGGAGGGCCUUUGGCCCACAACCUACAAAGCACCUACCUUCAGCCGUUACACUGUGUUCUUGUCUCUUGGUUUUUGUUCUCAACAGGGUGGAGGGGGCCGUGUCGUCCACGUUUACAGUGCAUUCCACACCUCCCCACCCCCCUACACACUCAGACACCUCAGAACGUCGAAUACCGUGCUUACUUUUUGUGCGGCGCGGCGUCGGAGCACGUAGCCUCAAGGGGAGGGAGUCGUCCAGGGCUCCCCCCCCACCAAAUGGUCAGUUCAGUUCAGACCCUCCUACUCAGCAAAGACCCUGCUUCGGAGCAGACGAGACUCCGGGGAGACAGGGGAGGUGGGGCGUGCGUCCCAGCCCCCUACCCUUAACCCCUCCGCUCUGAUUCGGCGAGGGCUGUCGCAGUGGCCGUCAUUUACCUCGGUGUGGUCGCCUCAGGCUGUGGUUGUUGGGGACUGCCCCUGUACUGACAGGCUCUACCUCACCUCUGGUCACAGGGCAGCUGUCCACAGCCCACCACCCACACACACUCACUCGUACAGUAUAGACACUCAGUGCAGUUCACACAGACUCCCGGUCCGUCACGCAGUCCGGUCGUAAUACCACUGAAGACAGGAGGGCCCACCGUUCACUGUUGUGAUCUUGUGUUUUUGUCUUUUUUUAUCAGAACUGUUUUUUGGGUUUUUUUGGGGGGGAAGGAAGGGCAUGACUAGAUGGGGCCGGACAAUAACUUUGUUUGGGCUUGGAUUUUUGUUUUAAUGUGGGACCAAGUGUCACAUUGGAAUCCCCUUCUGCCAAGACAGAAGAAAAGGAAUAAAAAAGUGAAUGCACGUCUGCAGACUGUGAGAACAGUGAGACGAGAUACUGAGACCUGGAGGUGGCCAGGCCUUGCCCAGCGGGGUUUAAGCACUGUUUUUGAGGAAAAAACGUAAAAGACAACCUCAUUUUGAAUGCCAAGCAGUCAUUGGUUGAAAGAAGCGAUUGGAGGGAUGCAUUUUCAGCGAAUGGGAAAGCGGGCGGGGAAUUAGCCUAGGAGAUGCUGCGGGGGUGAGGGCAUCGCGCCGUCCGCAAAAGGCCAAGCUACACUGCCAUGUGAACCAUCUGAAGAUAGUUAGCUCUUGUAAUGCAAAUGAGAAAUUGACAAAUAUACACUUACUGUUAUACCUUCUGAUUGGAGAACCCCCCCGGUCCGAGCUGUCUCCCCUCCCACUGCGUAAGGCCUCCCAGGAUGCCCCAGUCUGCUGUUUAAAGCCCCACCCCUCCCCCAGGAGUAAACUUCCACAUGUCCGGUCAUCCAUGCCAUUGGCAUUUUUUGCACUAAAGCAGCAGACCCUCCCCAUUCUUACCCAGUCCCAUGGCAUGCACUCACUCUAAAGACUCCUGAUCUGCUCUGUCAAACAGAGUCUGCCCAGGAGUGAUAAAGUCCAACUGUCACAUUGUCAGUAUUAAAGAAAGGAGCAUAUGACAGUGAUAGUCCUUUAGUUGAAGGAAAAUGGUGGACCUGGCUGGGGGGAUCGCGUAAGGGGGACUCGUACCCCUCCGCAAGCCCUGUCCUCUACGCCCCUUUUCCUUUCAGCACUGUGUAUCAACCCUGCUGCGUUUCCCCCCAGGCCCCCAACCCACCACCUCCCUUUUUGGGGUGACACCGAAUGGCGGCUGGCCGUUCCCUUGUGAGACAAGGCCGGACGUCUGAGAGCCACUGAAUGAAUGUGAACAGGAUGCAGAGGCAGCAGCGGGAGUUGGGGGGCGGGGGGCGAGGCAGAUAAGCCACUCCCCCUGCCUACGACAUAAGAAGAGGGAGACAAAGGGAAAGGACAUGGACCCAUGAGGCAUGUUUUGCUAACUUGGGCGAGCGAGAUAGGAAGACAGGAGCGGAGAGCAAGAUGAGAAGAACCGUGAAUGAAUCUGCCUUUUUUUUAUUGGAGCAAACGCACGCUGGUGAGCAAAGUGAACACGGCAGACCAGCGCAGCAGAGGCUCACUCUCUCAAACGUGAACACAUGGAGACAUUGAGUGGCACCUCCUUGCUCCCGCCCCCUUUUUCUCUGCUCGGCAGCCAUUCUUUCUGGAAUAUAAAUAUGCCGCCAUCCCCCCUCCAAACCCCUCGACUCCGUAGUCUUUCUCUAGAGGGAAAUAAAGUUUCGACUCUAAUUGAGGAAAAAAAGAAUUGGCAUUCCACUGAUGCGGGUACGGAAUAACACCUUCCUAUGGAGAAUGAAACAACGACCAUAUAAACAAAGGAAAAACAAAAUUUUAAAACACAACAAAGCAAAAGUUAUCACAUUGGCUUUGUCCUGCCUUCUUGUGAGCGGACUGGGUGUUUGUGUGUGACACUAGGGGUUACAAUGCUGCUUUACCUUCUAAGUCAAAUCUUAUUUUAUUUGAAAAAAAAAAUAUUAUAAAGAAAGAAUUAAACACCUUAAAACAUCAUUUAAAAAAAGAUGACUUUAAAGACUCCAGAACAAAAUUGAGCUUGGAGAGCUGUUUUUAUUUUAAUUUUUUUUUCAUUUUAUCUCAAUGUGGUUUUUUUCUGUUGACGCUUAACUGCUCUGUGUUAAAAAAGAAACAAAAGAAAACAAAAAAAACCAGCCGUAGUCACUUUUUGACCAUGCGUGCAGUGUAAUCUAGACAGGAAUUUCACUUCUUCACCUCACCUCUAGUUUGUAUUGAUAAGCCAACUGCUCUGUUGUUUGUGUGUCUGUCCUAUCGUCCGUCCCUUAUAUCAGGAGGAAUUUGCAACAAACAGGAAUAUUUUCUCUUUUUUCCAUUUUGUUAAUUUUUUUUUUUUUAAAGACUGCAAAAAACAAACAAUAAUGCAACGGAAACUGAAAAUACAAAAAAAAAUAAAAUAAACCUGACUGAGACACAAAUCCGCUCAUACCUCACACAACAGAAAACUCAAAUGGACUUUGGAAGAGUGGUGAAAUGCAGGCACGUGUGUGUGUGCGUACAAGCAUGUAUAGAAAUGUACAUUGAGGUAUACAUGCACAUACUCACGUAUGCAUUUAAGGCGAUAACAUAAUAAUCCUCUAAGCUUUGGGGUUGAUAAAUUGCAGUGCUUUCAUCAUCUUGGAGGAUUGCGUACAUACGCUGACAAACGGUGUCAUGACUGAGAAGCAGAUUCACUCAAGUUUAUUGUAAUGACUUUGGUUUCAUCAAGAUGUCAGGGCUUCAGUGAAAUCAAAGAGUGUGCCUCAAAGCUUAAGGAGAUUAUUUCUGUGAUGGCCAGGUGCUUCAUGGUAUUGAAUGUAGCUGACAGUACUGGGCUGGAGACAAGCUCGGCUCCCACAGCCUCACUUGGGGUCACCAGCAGAGUGCAGUGGACAGUGGUUGAAAACCAACGUUACACAUGACAAACUGAGAAUAUUGCCCCCUACAAGGUGCAAUACUUUGUUCUUGUUUUUACUUCUUUGUGUUAUUCUGUUUGAUUUUUUUUUUUUUCAUUUUGUUUUAUUUUGGCCAUAACCAAGGACAAAAAAGACAAAAAAAUGUAAGAAAAAUAAGUGCGCAUGUGUGCAUACCUAUAUAUGUAUGUAUGUACGUAUGUACAUGUGUGUGUGUAUAUAUAUAUAUAUAUAUACAUACACACACGCAUGCACACACGCACACACACACACACACAAACAUACACACACAGACAUACACAUGAAAACACUCACAUACUCAUGGUUGAAGCUAGAGAAUUACCUUAUGGACACAUCCCACCAUCCUGUACAGUAAAAUGUAUACCUAUGCGAAUGCUUAGUACAUCUGUAUGUGCGCAUGUGUAAACACUAUUCAAGUCUGAAAGUGCCCCAUGAGGUUAACAAUCAGCCCCUGCCUGCCCGUCCUGGCGAAGAGUGUCACGAUCACGCCCCCUUCACAUGUGUCUUUUUCCGUAAACGGAGCUGUGCCGUUUCCUGGGGGAAUGAUGCCGGCGGAAUGCGGGCAGGCAGAGAGGGGGCCAGUACGGAGGGCGGGGCAGGCGGGUGGGGUAGGUAGGUGGCAGGGAGGGAGGCAUUUGCGCCGUUGCCAUGGAAACUGGGGGGUUAGCACGUGCGGUGACAGAGUGGGUGGAAAGCUUAAACAUGUCCCUAGUGCACCUUUCCACCGCCAGUUGUGUCCCGUUGGUCUAGCCGCAGUGAGCGAACACAUGGGGAGGGGAGCCCGAUUGGUGGCAGUUCUUCUGGUAUGUUUUCUCCCUGAUGCCAAAUGUAGAGUUUGUUUAUGACAAAAGAAAAUGCCAGUAGCAAGAUGUCUAUGCAAUCCCUUUCAACACCAGUCGACAGCACCGUAGCCCCCUCGUUUCCUCAAACAGAGGGCCUUUCCAUCAGUCAAACUUUGACGAAAACGCUCAAUCCUUGCCUGGAAUUUCCUCCCUCAUUUUACAGUAUGCAUGAGUAAUCCCAGUGUUUAUUUUCAUCCAACCCCCCCCAGGGGGAGCAAAGACCCUUGCUACUCUCAGUGUUGGCUGCAGAAGGAGUUUUAGCAGCUGGUGGAGAGAUUGCCGACGGGAAACGCUCCUGCUCGCGUUCAGCUCAGCCCCCGGACUCGGAACCACUUGUUUAAAAGCAGAAUGCGUGGAGAGGCGGGAAGUCCUGAUAAACCUCUUCGCAGUCGCGGGAGGUGCGGUGUGCUGAGCUGAACACCGGAGACCUCCACAUCAGGUCUGUGAAUUCAUUCAUUGGCUGUUGCGCAGAAAGACUGUGAGUAUGCACGUGUGUAUGUCUGCAUGUGUCACGGAGCCAAAACUCUCAUGGCUUUUUUCGCAUUGGUGCUACCUUGUAUUGCUCAGUAACUGCAGUGACCUGAAUUGUGAAGGUUCAAAGAGCCCUGUUUUUUUAUCAUUCUUAUGGAAUGCUAAUGGAAAAUAAAACUUCUUUAGUGAGAUUGUAAAUAUUGAAUCUAUUGGGUAAAUUAAUAUCUGUAAAUGUUAAUUUAAGAGAAUUAUUGGUUAAUGGGUGGGUAAUGUGUUUGGUUGUAAAAUAUGCAUUGAGGAAACUUUAGUUUCUCUUGGAGGUUUUAUCUUACCUCCUGAAGCUCAUAAUCAUGAACAGAAUCGCCUAUUAAUUAAUGAACAAACAAACAAACAAAUCACCAACAGACAGCUGUUCCUCCAUGCCCACAUGAGACCUUAUUCCUGAAGCUCCACUCUGCAACAGAGAGCAGAGAAUUGCUAGAUAUAGGUUACCAGAUGGUACAGAGUUCUGUUCGAUUUAUGUAACAGCUAUAGCAUCCAAAGCGGUGUCCUGAAUGGACUGGCACACAGGGAACAGUGGCCUGACAUCACCUAAAGACACAAAAUCUUGCACAAUUUGAUUCCAGUUGAUUCGAUUCUUUGGAUUUUAGAUUAAUUUCUCUGGAUUUGAACAAAGAUUCUGAUUCGGUUAUACGUUCUGUGGCCACCUGACUCAUUUGACUGCUGUUUUAUUACUUCCCUGCUUGCGAUCGGCAGUUUAGUUAUGCAAACUGUUUCUGGUUAGGCCAGUAGACAGAAACAGAAAAAAAAAAUAUGAAAGAGCAAAGAUGUCAGAACAAUUGUGACAGUAAAGUGCAAUAUGUUGCGAAUGGAUGGUGCUGUGAGUUCAGUUGUUUUAUAGGCCAUGCUGGAUGCUGGGUCUGACAGACCAGGGACUGUGCAUGCAUUGCAGCACUGCUAGUUGUGUGAGUGCAAACCUUUCCUUUAGGAACUUUUUUACCAAGGAUAUUUAUAAAGAGUAUAUGUCCAUGUGGCAAAUUUAAAAAUGCACCCACCCCAUGAGAGUGUCAGUGACCAAAAGCAGACAGACACACGUGCAUACACGACACGUGCACACUCGUGUAACAAGACUGGAAGAGAAAGUUAUUGAAGGAAUAUCUCAGGUUUAAAAAAAAAAUUGUUUAAAUAAAUAAUGAAAGAAAUAUGUAGAUACAACUAUUGUUAACUCAUGGUUUCUUCGCUUCUGGAUGGAAGCUGUGCUCUGUUCUUUUGGUAUGUGCUUUCUCCCUUUUUUUCCUCUUUCACUGUCUGUUCUUCCUUUCUCGAGUUGUGAUUGGUUCGAAGGGAUGUGUGGCAGUAGGGUGCACCGCACCUGGUUUUCUGGCCUUUCCAAGGGAAUUGAAAGCAGAGCCCAUCAUGUGCUUCAGCCUGCAGUUUGUCCACUUAAUGUCGGCUGAGUAAAAACCUGUUUUUUCACUUGCAGUUCAGCUGUGAAGAACGUCACGUUAGCCCCCAGUUCCAAUUCAUAAAGAUCGAAAAUUCCCUAAGGUCAAGACUGAUCUCAUACUGCCGCACCAUCCCUCAUGCUUGUGAGUUCAAAUUAAAGCAAAGGAAAUGGUCAUAUACGUAUAUAUAUAUAUAUAUAUAUAUAUAUAUAUAUAUAUAUAUAUUUAAAAAGUGUAAUUGUAUCAACACACAAUAAAGGGACAGUGGAUUUCCUUUUUUUAACUUCUGUCUUUGACAGUUCCCUUUCCUCUGCUGAGCUUGUGUGAUGCUCUGUAUCCAGUGACAGCAGAGGUGCCCAGGUCUGGCCCAUGUGAUUGGUUGUUCUGUGCUUGUGGGUUUGAAGAACAUCGCCCAAGGAGUCAGUCAGGAGAGCUCCUUCUCCCUUGUCUCGUUCUGUUGAAACCAAGUGUCCUCUGAUUUGCUUUGGUUCUCUUUUGUCUUGCAUGGCGAAAGUUGCGAAUGGGCAGAAAAGCCCUGCCCAUAGUUGUGCUGGGACUAUGUGUGUGUGUGUGUGUGGUGUGGGCGGGUAUGUGGGUGUGUAUGUGUGUAUGCGUCUUCAUGUUUGUGUGUGUAUGUGUGAAUGCUUGUAGGGCUUGAUCUGGGCCAGCCUGCUUCUUUCACAAGCACCUUUUGAGGCCAUGCAAUGAGACAGAUCGCCCCAACAGCAGGGACUUGCAAUAGAGCUAAUAGUAUAGGAUUGCCUUUCUUCCUCCCAUGUUUUGAAGAAUGUAACCAAUAAUGAGUAGAAAGGCCAGGGGUAGGGGAAAAAGAAGGGGAGAGGAUAUAUGUGUGGGGGGGGGGGACUGGGGUUUGUGGCGCAGUAGUAAUUCAUGACCGCAGUCUAAAAUGCACAUGGGGUUUCACUUUAAUGGAGCUGGAAUGACUUUCACCUUACAAAUGGAAACCAGGCUGCUGAUAGCGUAAUACCUGUUGUGGGUUUUUUUUAUAGUUCUGAACAGCCUUUUUAAUUUCACGUGCUGUUGUUCGGCUGUGCUGAGACUGCCAUGUCUGUUAUGGAGACGACAGAGCGAAAGACGGGCUGGCUUAAUUUUUAUCAUAGCUUUGCGCAAACAUCAGUGAAUAUUGUUAGGCAGGUUUUCAGAGAAGACAGAGUGCAUCGGAGGUACGUGGCACAUUUCUGGAUGAUAGGGAAAAAAUGCAGCUGCUCUCCUGGGUGACCUAAGUGCUGCAGGCCAGAUUUCCCAGGAAACCAUGGGGGAGAAGACCUGUUUCUGGGUCCUCCUCCCUUUCACUCUGUUAUCUUGCCAUUUCAGGGGUUGUAAAUCCUUUCGAUGGCCAUGGAGUUCAUUGCUUUGGGCUGCAAGGUAGGGUGUGUGAUCCAGUGACACCAGCCAUGUCCUUGGGAGAUGUUUGUGUGUGUGUGUGUGUGUGUGUGUGUUUGGAAGGGGGAAAUAAGGGGAGCAUUUGUACUAGCAUUUGUAUCCAUGUAGUAGUGUAGGUCUCUGAUUGGCUCCUUGGUUAGAGGUGUUUAAUAUCCUCUUUGCAGUAUAAGCUACGAGAGUGGUGUGGGGGUAUAUAAAGUAGUGGGGGUUAAAAUGACUCCCUUGUUCUGCCUUACUGUAGUAAAAAAUGGCGCAAUGUGGACAGAGAUUGAGUUGUGCUUUGUGCUAUGAACUAUGGCCUGAAGCCUGCCCCAGGCAGGGCUUGCUGUGCUUAUUUGUGUUAAGAUCAAUAAGUGGCUAUUAGUAAUAAAGAUAGUGAUAAUAGUAAUAGUAAUUCUAGCGAUAACUGAGAUCGUCCUGUUUGAAUCUGUCCAAUGUCCUUCCAAUGAUGGGAGGAGCCUUAGUGGGAUUAUGGGAGGGGCUUUGAGUGAUUUUUAUGCUGCUUGUACUACCUAUGCGCGUACAUUUGUUCAUGGAGAUUAUUUUUAUACAGAGCAUAGAAAGAUACUAUGCCUAGACAGCGAGGAAUGUAAGAAUAUUGAAAAAGUCUAUCAAAUGAGGAGGGGUAGACAAAAAAUGUAUUUUGUUGACAAAGAUAUAAGUACAUAGAGGAGUGUUAUAUUUGAAUAAAUAGAUCUAUAUCUAUGAGUACAUAUGCAAUGCUUGUCGGGAUGAAAACGGGUCUGUUAGGCUGGAGUUUCUCAGGAUUGAUUGUGAGGCCUCAAAGGGUGCUUUCAACCUCCUGUUCCCAUGCAGAGUCUUCGAAAUGUAAAAUACAUUUCUUCGGACAUCAGGGUUGCAGCUUUCGACACAGUGUGUAUCCUCUGAGCACAGUACAGAUACACAGCUGUACCUUCCAUUUGUGACAGCAUUAGGGUAAAAAAAGAAAUUCAAGAUCUGGAGGGGACAAAAUGAGUCAAUUUAGUUCUACCAUUGAUAUGCUCCCACUCACCAAAGCCAGUGGGGCAAACUGUUCAUUGCAAAGUGCUGACAGAAGGAUCCAUGCCAGAAAGCCUGCCGCUCUGUAUUCACUAAUCUCUAGCACUGGGAACAGACCUCUGGCUGUCUUGGUUGUAGACUUGUGUUAUUAUUGCUGAGCUGUUGCCUGAAGUCUUUACCUGUCCAAUCCACUGUCCGAUCCAGAGAGAGGCCACAUGCACCCAUAGGAUUCUAGGGGCAAAGCAUGCACCCUUCGAAACGCACCCGAUUCAGACCUGGAAUAUAUCUGACCAAAUUCAGCCCUUAUUAGAAUGAAAUAAGAAACCCCUCGCUACAUCCAUGGGCAGGUGUCGUCUUUCUCUGGUUGAAGCCAUGCUUGUGUCACUUAUUGUAAUUUUUAUGGGGAUUUUUAUUGUCUUUUUGUCCUAUUUUUAAAGACAAUAUCCAAACUGUACGUUAGCCAACUGAUCUAUGUGUUUGUGGUUACAAAAAAAAAAAAAAAGUCAAAUGCAGAUUACAAAAAUUCUCCGACAACCAGCAGUAAAUCUGUCCAGAACCACGGAAAGAAUGACAGGAAGCAAAAACGCUGUAACUACUAUUACUACUAUAACUAAUACUACUACUAUUACAACUACUAUUCAAAUUUUUAAAGAUUCACUUUUGUAUCACUCUUCAAUCUGAGCUCCUUGCUUCACUGUGAUUGCAGAGGCUCCUGGGGAAAGAGGGCAUGUGCUGUAUUGAUGCUCAGGGGUCGACAACCUGUCCCAAGGUCAGGUUAGAAGUGAAAUAGCAGCCACAUGGGAGAGAUUAUAGGAGCCAGGCCCGCGAUAUGGCAUCUCGCGGGCAUCUGCUUUGUAACGAGCAAUAGAACAUCACCCCCGGUAACACAACCUCAGUAUUCCACAGGGCCUGUGGGAUUUAGCAAGCUCUGACUGUGAGAUUUGGGGAGUAUUGUGAGGAUGGUACUGUGUAGUCAAUGGAAAAAUUGGGAUCGCCUUCCUCUGGGCAGAUCUUUAAAAAAUGGGAUCACAGUCUCUCAACAGAAGUUACAAGGCCGUAGUCUUGAUCUGGUUUAAGACAGCAGGAAUUCAUAAGGGGGAGUGUACAGCACAUCUAGGAAAAGAUGAGUCUUGGAGUCGAGCCAAGAUACAGACACAAACACACACUUGCCUACACACACACACACACGCACCCACACACACUUAAUACUGGUAUUCACACUGUUACAAGGACGCAGCAAGCAGAGGAACAGUAGUCAGGGUCCAGGUGGAGAAAGGGCAGGGAUAGAGUACAGAAAGGCUGUAGGGAAACUCUGGGUAAAAUAUUUACACACAUACCAACACACACACAUGCACACACACUCAUGUACAAACCUCCGAAUAUCUACUGUGAUCUCCUCUCGCACCACCCACCCCCAUCUCAAACGAAAUCCCACCCUCCUGGCAGUGCACUGCCACCCCCUCCUCCUCCCCCCACCUUUUCCAGUGGGUGGUGUGAUGUCAGGUUUUUUUGGUGGGCUGCUGACAACAGGUCCAGACAAUCAGCGUGUUUGUAAAUGUCAAUGUGUGAUUUUCAAAUCUUUGUUUAUGGUCAGGAUUUUAAAGGAAGAUAUUUUUAUGGUAAUUGUCGCUGGUCUAUUUUACUAUAUAUUUAUGUAAUAAAUAUGUGACUAAAUUUA
Molecule: messenger RNA, 13312 nt
Organism: Anguilla rostrata (American eel)
Lineage: Eukaryota; Metazoa; Chordata; Actinopteri; Anguilliformes; Anguillidae
Product: thyroid hormone receptor alpha-like
Exons: 11
Coding region: 709-1932 (407 amino acids)
Biological process (GO): positive regulation of transcription by RNA polymerase II; cell differentiation; thyroid hormone receptor signaling pathway
Molecular function (GO): nuclear receptor activity; RNA polymerase II cis-regulatory region sequence-specific DNA binding; zinc ion binding
Source: RefSeq, a predicted model, not a curated record